This is a messenger RNA of Neurospora tetrasperma FGSC 2508, 264 nucleotides long. RefSeq lists its product as uncharacterized. NCBI's taxonomy places the organism in Eukaryota, Fungi, Ascomycota, Sordariomycetes, Sordariales, Sordariaceae. The transcript has a single exon. Bases 1 to 264 code for a protein of 87 amino acids. The record is from RefSeq and is a predicted model, not a curated record.
AUGCGUCUCACAACCACCCUCUCCUUCCUCCUCAGCCUCCUCGCCGUCGGCACCGUCACCGUCACGGCCGAGAAGUGCGCCUGCAAAGGCGGCACAGACCACUCGAAGACGGCCUGCGAUCGCAUCGGAGCCAGGUACGGCGUCCUAGGCUGCGGCUUCACGGGUUGCUGCGUCAACCCCGGCACACAGCACAACCGGUUUGUGCAGGCGUGCAAGGAUUUGGGCUAUGGGUUCAAGAGGUGUGAUGAUUGUGCUAGUUGUUAG